Messenger RNA from Ylistrum balloti, 3045 nucleotides. RefSeq names its product alpha-mannosidase 2x-like. Gene Ontology annotation, cellular component: Golgi membrane. Gene Ontology annotation, molecular function: carbohydrate binding; alpha-mannosidase activity. Lineage: Eukaryota; Metazoa; Mollusca; Bivalvia; Pectinida; Pectinidae. Gene Ontology annotation, biological process: N-glycan processing; protein deglycosylation; mannose metabolic process. Bases 1 to 3045 code for a protein of 1014 amino acids. The record is from RefSeq and is a predicted model, not a curated record. The transcript has a single exon.
AUGACGCUGUGGCUGUCACAGCAACAAGACCACCAGUUUCAACCUGGUGGGAUUGACCAGCUCGUUUCGUCAAGGAAUGAUGCACUUAUUGGUGCAAUGCAAAACGCAAAUAAAAAAUACCAACGAAAUGUACGUACGAGAGCACGUGUGACUAAAGAUGAACUUGACGAUAUGAACAAAGCAGAAUUCUCAAAUUCUACUUUGACAGAAGGACGAAUCAUAGCUAUAAUUGUCCCUCAUUCUCACACCGAUCCUGGCUGGCGUCUUACGGUUCAACAUUACUACGACGAAAAAGUGAAGAAUAUACUGGAUUUGGCGGUUAGUAAACUGACAAUUCGGUCAGAUAUGACCUUUAUUUGGUCAGAGGUCAUAUUCUUGCAUAUGUGGUGGAAGGAUUCGGAUUCUGUGAAAAGAUCUAUGUUAAAAACUCUGGUGCAUGAUGGGAGAUUUGAGAUAGUUGCUGGCGGUUGGGUGAUGCCGGAUCAUGCCGUCACGCAUUACGUAUCACUGCUCGUUCAGAUUCAAAUAGCACAUGAGUGGUUGUCCAAAGAAUUCCAAGUAUUACCGACAGUAGCCUGGUCACUCGACUCAUUCGGUCACUCUCCGACUCUUUCUUACUUGUGGUCCCAAACUGGCUAUAACUUUACUGUGGCCCAAAGAGUAAGUCAGAAGUACAAGCGUGUACUGGCGAGCAGACAACAGUUAGAGUUUACAUGGCGACAACUAUGGGACAAGACUGGGAAAACAGAUAUCUUUUGUCACGUGCCUCCGUAUAAACUUUAUAAUAUCGAAUAUGCUUGUGGCCCUGAUCCGUCUGUGUGUUCACUACUCGACUUCAAGACUAAACCAGUUGAUUUUUCUCACGUGAUGCGUAAAAACGGGAAAGACUCUGUCAUAAAUCACCUCAUCAACCCAAUCGUUCAGGAACUCCGUCAGAAGGCGACUAAUUUCAACCAUGACGUUGUUCUGCUUCCUCUUGGAGACCACUUCCGUUACGAUACGGAAUUAGAAUGGGACCAGACGUACGCUAAUCUGGACAUUUUCAUGACAUACGUGAACAAUAAUCCCAAAUUCAACAUGAUGAUGAAAUAUGGUACUAUAACAGACUACCUAACAGAGGUGCAGAAGCAAUUUAAUACAUCUAGUUCACCAAUAUACCAUGGUGACUUCCUGCCGUAUUCCGACAACUCGAUCGACUACUGGACAGGGUUCUACAGUAGUCGACCGGAACAGAAAAGAGCUAUUCGUGAACUACAGGAAACGUUUCAAGCAGCAAGUGUGUGGGACAGUCUUUCACUGUUUUCGGACUCUCUCCAGUCACGUGAUUUAGAUCACGUGGCACAGACGCUAAGCCUUUUGCAGCAUCAUGACGCAAUAACCGGGACAUCCAGGUCGGCAGUAGUCGGCGACUACAGGAGCAGAACGCGCAAUGACCGAGACUUCGCCAGGAAGGUCAUUUCCAGCAGUAUUCAAAGAAUCUUAAAUUCGAAAUCGGAUAAAGAAUCUUCAGAAAAUGGCUUCUGGAAAUUUUAUGAUUUUUCCUGGGUAAGGCCACAACUAUUGACGUUUAGCUCUAGAAAUGUUUGGUAUGUUGUAUUUGCGAAUUCUUUACCACAACCGAGACAUGAAAUCAUAUCGCUUGUCAUAGAUAUCAGUGACGUCAUAGUUACAAAUAAUUUUGGAACCCGUGUCCCAGUGCAAGUAAACCCCUUUAAAGAUAAGGACCACGCGUUGUCCCUUCAUGUAUAUAUAUUACAGAUUCCAGUAUUUAUCGAAUCCAUGUCUGUUGCUAUUUAUACGUUGAUUAGGCCAGCACACAACUCGUCACAAACUCCCCGAACAAACAUUGCUAUCAAGAAUAACCAUUUCAACGCCAUGCCUUUAAACAUGUUCAAUCUCACAGAAGUCAAACAAGACCUUCGACUAUCUAACAGUUAUGUCGCUGCUGUGUUUUCUCCGCAAAAUGGCAGUUUGAUUUAUGUAUAUUUGAAAGAAUCGGAUACAAAAAUUUCAGUCAGUUCAGAAUUGCUUGUGUACAAUUCCUCAAAAAGAGGUGGAGCUUAUAUAUUCGCACCGCUAGGAGGCGCCCGUAAUAUGUUUUCAUCUUCUCCGAGCAUCUUCACCACAUCUGGCGAGUUAUCCCAACAAAUAGAAAUCACACACGGAGAAGUGACCUUGACCUAUACUUUGUACAACACAGAAGGGGUCAAUGCCAAGGUUAUACAUGUCACGUGUCGCGUGAACGUCAACGUGCCCGAAAUGAAUGACCUUGAGUUGAUAGUAAGGUUCGUCACAGACAUUGACAGUCGUGGUGUUUUUUACACGGAUAAUAAUGGUUUCCAGCACACGCGAAGAAAAUACCACAAAGAUAUACCAAUCGCUGGCAACUACUAUCCAAUGACGACAUACGCCGCGAUCCAGGAUAGCAGCGCGCGUUUCACUGUGCACGCAACGCACGCGCAUGGUGUAACAAGCCUACAUAAUGGUGAAUUAGAAAUCAUGCUUGAUAGGCAUCCAACCAAUGACGACGGCCGAGGUUUGGGUCAAGGAAUAAAAUACAGUAACUCACAUGUCGAUGUGUUCAUGCUACAGUUUGAGACAUGUGACAAAGAAAGUAAAAAUGUGCGCCAUUCAGAAGAAAUAUUCCUCCAUACUCUAGACAGCAUACUGGCGGGCGAUUGUUUACAAUGUCCAGUCACUAUGAUACAGUCGAAUAGCCAAUACGAGCUGAAAACAUUCAAAUUUCUAUCAGAAAAAUUGCCGAUCGAUAUUUCAAUUGUGACGAUGAAAAAGAUUACUAUUGCCAGUAACCAAUUCAAUCUUCGAUUGGUCCUCCACAGACGAGGUUCUAUCCAAUCAGGUGUUAGAAAUACUGGAACAGAACCAAUCAAUUUGUGGUCUCUGGUCCAGAACAUGUACGCCCUGCAUGUGAAAGAAAUGUCCUUGACCUUUACUCAUACAAAGCGUGCAGUAAGGUCAGGAGAUAAAAUAUAUCUUGAACCAAUGAGAAUGGCUGCUUUUGAGAUCGGUCUGUUGACAGUUUGA